GCGACCAAAUUCGAAUUGAAUUUCAAAUUUCGCGCGCUGUCACGCGACACAUGACACAAGAAAAGUAAGGUUAUGUCGAGAUGUUGGGGCUUUUUAAACAAAUCGUGAGACACAAACAUGCCCCUGACCACUGGUCAGUUGUGCGGAAAAAAAUCCACCCAGUGGACAAAGCAUUGGCCCAUUUUGACGACUUCUACCGGCAAGUUUUCGAGAAGAAUUGGGACUCCAUGCGGGAGGGGCUCCUCGGGAAGCAGAAAUACGUGGCUGUUGUUAACAAUUACUCGGAUUGCGAGGCCACAAUGGCCAGGCUUGAGUUGCAAGGGGCUUUGAAUAUGCGAACUUUGUUUAAACUCGAAAAACAGUACUCAAAAGAGCGACGGACGGUUCAAGAAAAACAGAAAACGCUAAAUGAGGUUCACAGGAUCGACCGAGAGCUUGAAUUGAGGGUCAAUGAGCCGAAAAAUGUCUCCCUUCAAGCGAGUUUGGACAGUGCUGAGCUUGACCUUCGACGGAUUAUUGACACUCAAAAUGCCCUCUCAGGGGAAAUCCUCCACGAAUUCGUCCCCGCGACGAAAAUCAAGGGCAAGGAGGAUUUCAUACCGGAAUCCACGCAUUACAAGUUUUACAAAAAUGAUAAUUUUGAGGUUUUUAUUGAGGAAGAGUUUGAUAUUCACUUCCCGGAGCAUUUGAACGUUUAUUGUUUCGAGGAGGGGAAUCACAGCGAUUUUGAGGUUUCCUCGAGUGGGUCUACGGGUGUGUUGGAUUACUACAUGAUGGAUGGGGGGUCGGUUUUGCCCGUUUUGGCCCUUGAUAUACGCCCCGGGAACACUAUUUUGGACUUGUGUGCCGCCCCUGGGGGCAAAACGUUACUAGCAAUCCAGACGUUAUACCCUAGCAGGAUUAUAGCAAAUGAUGUUUCAAUGUCUAGAACAAAUCGGAUUUACAAAGUCUCGAAACAGUUUCUUUACGAUUUGAAUGAAAGGUGGCUCAGGCCGGGGAAACUCAUGAUUACGAAUUUCGACGGCAGGUCGUUCCCCCAGGAGAAUUUUGACCGGAUUUUAGUCGAUGUUCCGUGCACAACAGAUCGUCACUCGGUUAAAGAAAACGACAAUAACAUUUUUAAGCCUUCGCGGGUCAAAGAAAGGCUGAAAUUGCCCGAAAUACAGUGCGAUUUGCUAUUUAAUGCGUUGAAACUAGUCAAAAAAGGGGGAGUUGUUGUGUAUUCAACUUGCUCACUUAGUCCCAUUCAAAAUGAUGGUGUUGUUCACAUGGCUUUGAAAAAAAUAUGGGAAGAAACCAAAAUUAAAAUUGUGGUUGUUGAUUUAUCGCCCGCUCUUAGACAAACAAAAAGUGUUUUUAAACUAGCCAACAAGAAAAUUAUGAAAUAUGGACAUUUAGUAGUGCCGUACUUACCCCAAAAUUACGGCCCCACGUAUUUUUGUAAACUGAAACGAAUAAACUAGUAAUUUGAAAAAAUC
Tribolium madens (black flour beetle) is the source of this 1478-nucleotide messenger RNA. RefSeq names its product 5-methylcytosine rRNA methyltransferase NSUN4. Gene Ontology annotation, molecular function: methyltransferase activity. The transcript has 4 exons. The record is from RefSeq and is a predicted model, not a curated record. Bases 81 to 1463 code for a protein of 460 amino acids. Gene Ontology annotation, cellular component: mitochondrial large ribosomal subunit. Lineage: Eukaryota; Metazoa; Arthropoda; Insecta; Coleoptera; Tenebrionidae. Gene Ontology annotation, biological process: rRNA methylation.